GAGUCGAUGUUGUUGUUCUGACAAGUGAUUGACAGUUGCAACAGGCCGAACUCAGCACAGCGUCUCAUAAUGUCACAUUGAUCGAGGCUAGCGAGGGGCCAACGCCGCGUGAUUCACGACUUUUCGUCGUAGAAGAAGAUCGAUUGGAGGCGCUUGCGACUCGUCGGAGGCUCGACCGCGAAUUUCCCCUUCCUUGUUGUGGGCAGUUAAUACGCGAGGCGCACCCCGAGCUGAAGACUCAAACCGGAGGCACGGUCUGACGAGGAGUGCACUUGUUUGUCGACGUCCUGGAUAGACAUUGUGUUAGACUCGAAAGGAGAGCAGUGAUUGAAGAGAAGCUAAUUAUUGCCUUAAAAUAGCGCUCGGAUCUUGAUUUUCUCUUUCGACACUCUUCGACAAGUUGAGUUUAUCUGUUGAAGCAACAGUUGUCCAGUCGUAACGACUUUUUCAAGCAAAGUUGACAUUACCGGAAAGAAGCAGUUUUGUCUUUUAUCCUUGCUCUGAAAUUUACGAGUUGGUCACAUGCUCAGAGAAGUGAUAAGGACUCAACAUAAUCGUAAAGCAGCACAAGAGCAAGUCGGCAGAUAACAGCUACCGGUGGUGGUAGACCAGGUCGUGCCACCGUGUUUACGGCGAGCGGUUUCUAGCACGACUUGUGUCAUUGAUGGCAGUGGUGGUGGUUUAUUGGUAGUGCUGGUGGUGGUGAAACGGCGACGGCGGCGGCGGCGGCAGCGGCAGUGAUGUUGAGGAGCUUGUAAUCCGGGGUUAUUGCGCUCCGUCGCUUCGCGCCUCCAUGAAGACUCCAUAAAGCUCUCCGAGUUUCCCGCGGAAGACUGCAAACUGGUGGUCAAUCGUGGAUACGUGGGGAUGUUAUGUGAUCAGGUUACUCGGUCAAAGGAUGCGUGUCCCAAGCACCACGAGGACACUCUGCACGCAUGGCUGAGUCUUGACGAAGUGAUCAGUAAUGAAGAAGAUGCGCGGUUGAAGACCGAAAAUCCGGAAGAGGAAGACGAGAAAGAGCGUGAGGAACGGGGUUCAGGGAUGUCUACGGCGUCAGGCAAUAAACUGCAGACUCUAUGGGAUCACUUCAUUCACGCCAAACCUCAAAGUUACGAGAAAUCAUCUUGGCUGGAUAUAUUUUUAGCAGAAUUGCUCGCGCAGAUUAAGGAAGGCAAAGACGUGAAAGAUGUUCUGUCCUUUUGUGCGGUUGGCGGUGGCGGCGUGUCGACCCUCGUGGCCUGCGAAUUGCUCUCGGACGUGCACGAGUUAUGCGGAAAGAGAAACGACGGCAGCGAGCUGCUCGGUCUGCGAAAGUAUUUGGUCCAUGAUCGCGGUUGGCGUUGUCUGGCGGUGCUGCAUCUACUGGGUGUACGCGGUUUGUCUUGCGGUCGCGAGCUGGUCGCGCUGCUGGUUGCUCUCUAUCCCGUUGCGCUGCAAGAAGGAACGAACGCUAAGACCGGCUUGUCCGCCACGUCGCAAAAGUCCGACGUCGCGGAGCCGUCGAUACGCAAUCAAUACAUAAAAUUUCAUUGUAACGACGAUACUAUCGACACAUUGGACAUCGCGCUGCACACGAAACGCAAGAGCGCCAAGGAUUCCGGCCACAGGGGUUUCUCUCAUGAGAACGAUGCGCUUUCGCGCAAGAGAUCCAAUCACAAACAAGUUGUCAGUGCUACAAAACUUCGUCAAUCGACCAGUUACAAGCAGAAGAGAUCAUCGAUCUUGGAAACGCGGCGCAACACACCUGAAGAUGCUACAAGCAGCGAGUCCGAGCCAUUGACGGACGAUGUCGAUCCGGUGCGUUCUCUCACCCUAAAGAUCCGCCUGAAUCCGAUGGAUUUCGAAUACUUUACGUCAGUCGUCAGAAGCGACGAGGAACAGAAGUGGAAGGCCGAGCUAUAUGAGCUACCGCCUCGUCCUGUGAGAAAAACGCAGCGCGACUAUGUCGACGAGAGGAUUCAAGACGUGCUGGACGCCAAGAUCAGCAACUUCGAGAUUAGUCUACUGAUCAUACAGCUGCUGCAAGGCUUACGCGACUAUGACACACCCGCUGAGCAAACGCCGGCCGUGCAGGUUUUGAAAUUCGCAGUGGACACACUGUGGUCGCUGCAAUUUGGCAUUGACGACAACAACUUGAACGGUACGGAAUGCGCCACUCUGAAGGCGGCAGCCGCCAGAUUGAUGUUGACGGCUUUGGAGCGUGCUUUGAGAGCCGACGAACCUACCACGGCUGUCAUUCACAAUGGUUUGCUGCCGAUGACUCUCAGAUUGCUGGAGGACGCCUGCAGCAAGCCGGUGAACGUUUUGGGACCGGAAGAAGGUUCGCUUCUGCAGGAAUUUAUUUUCGCUACCAUCUACGGGAUCGUCACAUUUCUCUACUGCCUGUUGCACCAGCGUGGCGGCAAUGUCGACAAGCUGUCGGAUUUCCUCGAGCUGUUCCGACUCUUCAUCGAGAGCCAGGACGGCAAGCUCGUCGAGAGAACGGUGCUCGCCAUCAUCGAUCUACCCAGUGCCGAUUCAACGAAAUCGAUAGUGCGCGCCAAGAAGAUAAUCGACAUGAUAGGCGCGCUGACCAGCGGCUUGAAGCGCGUCCGCCGGGAUCUCGCGCACGCCGCGCAAUGCCACAGGACCAAGCACAAAUCUUGCAUCGACAACGUUCAGAGUCAUCAUCACUCGGAUGUGCUCGGAACACCGUAUUCCGUCGAUGCAGCCAAUAAACAAAUGUGUUGUAUUUCCUCGUUAUUCGCGAUGCUCACUAGUUUACUGAAGGAGUCUCAUCUAUUUACAAGCGAGCUGCGGAUAAGACUGAUCAGAAUCACGACUGCCGCGGGUACGUGCUGCUGCUUUCCGCCGAAGAUACUCGUCUCGAGUAUCAUCGCCUUCCUCAAGAAACGCGAUUCCUCGACCUACGCGUCAGCUGUGGCGUUCUUGGAGCGCACUCUUUUCAGGGAAUUGGGCGCUUACUCGACGACGGACGCGUGUGAUACCUGUGACUGGCCGGCGAAUCACUCGUGGGAAUUUCUGAAGGUAUACGUCAGUCUGUUGUGCCCGAGUGAUCCGAAACUCUGUUAUAUUGUGAUGGCGCACUUACUGAAGGUCACGUCUGGUUCCCGGUUUUACGUAAGAGAGCAACUUCUUCUCAAAGUCUUCUAUCCAACCUUUCUGCGUGCCAAAGAGAGUUACAUGACUGAUAAUGACAACGUAACGGCGAAGUUUCUUUUGCAGUCCUGCAUGUCCGUUAUGUCGUGUUUAAUCGUAAACGCGCAGAUGUGCGAGAAAUUUAUGGAUAUAAACGGACUGCACGAGAUAUUGCCUCUCAUGACGGAUGCAGCAUUUACAAGAAGUGUUUAUGCUCUUCUAGAAGUCACCGUGACCGUUGAGAUCUGGAAGAUAUAUUGCGAGGAGUCCGGCAAUUCAGAGAGCACCGAAGCGCCGGCGACAAAGUCUCUCUUCGAAUCUCUCGAUAGAGAGACGAACGAUUUGUUAAAUAAUUUACAAUAUUCUGAGAAAUCAGAAAUGAGGAGGAAAACGGAGCAGCAGAGCGAGAAGAAUAUAAUCAUCGCGCGUUCUGACAAUCAAGAAACUCAACUGUUUCCUGUUGAUGAUUUAAAAGCAGAAAUCGACGAGACAGCGAUUGAAAGUCUCAAUGACACAACAAUUCUACCACGAUUGCCUGAUAGCGAUACUCAUCGUGAACAUUCCGAGAACAAGACUGAUACGGUAGUAACUUCGGAUUCGAGAAAUAAUUCGUCCGAGAAGCUUCAUACUCUUAUAGAGCAAAAUACGAAAGUGUGUGUCGAUGCGGACGCAUUGUUCAAGAAAUUUAGCCUGCAUCAGGCUAGCGCAGCGUGGAGGGCUGCCGCGGGCGUAGCGCUCUGCAGUCCGAGAUUCCGCGCUGAAUUAUCUGCACAUCCAGUGUCCAGGAAAUCAUUGCAUUUGUUCAAGGUGUUAGCUGUAGGCAUUGCCACGGACAGUAUUGAAGAUACUAGUAAAUCGGCGCAUAAGCUCUUCGAGGCCCUGAUUACAUGUUGUCUGACGUCUCCCUUGUAUGAUUGUGACGUAGUCAUGGAAUUGGGAAAAACACUGAUGAAUACCGGGAUAACGCUUGGUCGUGGAAUAGCUGUGAUAGUGGAUGCGAUGUUGAAGGUCUCUAUGUUGAAGCCGGCGCAGGAAAAUAGUAUACCGCAACAGCCGCGUCCCAGAUUACCAACUAUGACGUUGGAGGCUCCGUUGGAUUACGGCGCGGACGAUAGCAGUACCGGCGAAUACGUGACUGCUGACGAUGGAUACGAAGCGGACAAUGAGGUACCUGGAAGAAGUCCCAACAGUAGCGUCUUCAAAAGAAGCAGUCCUCUCGGGCCUGUAGUAGAGCCGAGAGGUCACGCUAAUGCGCAUCCCGCUUUAUGUUCCUUGGCAAUAGAUCUUUUAAUUCACUUCAGUGAACAAGGUUUAAAUUUAGAGAGAGCAUCGAUAAUAACUGGUGGAUUGCGAAGGGUCGCUGUCACUUGUCGAGAAAGUACCUCGAGUUGCGCUGCUCUCGCUGCUUCCGGAAUUAUUACGAAAAUAUUGAACGGCUUCAAAAACGUACUCACCAACGAUGAUCCACGAUAUCGAGAUUUGCAAAAUGCGGCGCUGGAAGUAUUUACAUUGUUGGCGACGCAGUCAAUCUCAUCUAAGGAGCUAGUCAUGUAUCUAUCUUUCUUUAAAGCAGAAAAACCACCGCUGCUACCAUUACUGGAGCCGUUGUAUCAUCUGGUACUGGCAGCCCGGCCUCAACCAUAUUUUAUCCUCUCAUUUCCCAUGCAGGGCGACAUGAAAGCGUCGCCGAAGUUGCAGACAGAAGAACACAAGAAUCUAGAGAAGGUCGAGAAUCUCGUGAAUAAUUUCAAGAAGAAGCAUCUUGCUGCGGGAAUAUGCAGUCCGUGGUCUGUGCACGCAACUUGUCUGCCUAUUGGACCAGAGCUUGCCUGGCCAGUGUGGUUGCAUGGCUGUUCCAUUUCUAUGUGGCUAAGGGUAGAGAGAGGAUUGCCAAUUGGCGGUCGUGCGACAACCUACAACACUUCGCCGUUGCUCGACUCAGACAGCGAAAGUUUAUCCGACUGGGGUAUUCUUUCGGACAAUUGGAGCCGGGAAGUUGUAGCUGGUUCCAUGUCGCCACCCACACCAACAUCGAUAAUACAUUUAAUGUCUGUCGGCUCCGAAUCGCUAGUUUUGGAAAUGUGGCUUGACCUCAGAUCAGAUAAAUUAAUUUUGCGACUCACCCGCCCGGACGAUAAGACGAAUCGAACGAUCUCCGAAACUUCGAUAAACAGUAUGCUUCCUUCGGGACGUUGGCAUCACUUGACGUUAAAUUUUAAAGAUACUGUCUUGAACAAGCGCAGCGCUGUGGUGGAAGUCACGUUGUGGGUGGACGGUUGGAGAGAAAUCAAUGCUCAAUUGCCAUUUGACGGUUUAUUGGUGAGGAAGCCUGGCACUACAUGUAUUUUGCUAGGUCAAAUCGGGUCGAGCAGCAUUGGCGCAUGGUACCUCGGAAAUUUAAUGGUUUUUAGAUGUCCGGUAUUUACGAAGGAGCGUGCGUUGUAUCUAGCAAGUCUCGGACCAAAUUACACCAAUCUGGCAGAUUGUAUCUUAAACACGGUUAAACCUGAUUUUGCACCCCUUAUUGCGUCUGGCGCGCUAAAUGGCGUUCGCGAAGUAAAGUAUGAAGGAGGUAAAUUUGAUUUAAGCCGACGGAAAUCUUACGGCGGCACUUAUUUGAGACACGCCGUCGAGACAGUGGUGUCAGAAUCGAAAAUCGACUGGGACACUGUCAUGGAUGCCACAAAUUCGCAUCUUGGUGAACUGCAAGAUAAUCUACUUCUCAGCUACGAAGCUCAAAAUCCAAAUGUCGUACAUUUAUAUCCUCAAGCCAUCGCUAAUCCUGCUGCUGUUGUGAGAAAUAUCUUGGCUCCGGGUCAACCGGGUUUUAGAGUUGUCUCGGCUCCGGAACACAGAGUAUCACAGCAACCGCCUCUGUCGAUAUCCCCAAUCGUAUCUUUCCGUUUAGAGAGCCAGCAAUAUCGUGGACUUGUACCUGCAGCAAUUCUAGUAGGCGGCGUACCGGUGUUUUUAUAUCUUUUCGCGAGGGUGGUUGAAUUAAAUUCUACCGAGGAAGAGCAAGCCCUGGCCCUUUCCACAAUUCUACAUCUUGUUCGUAGCGAUUCAGAACUUUUGAAUCAAUACCGAUCCGACGGCGGGACGUCACUGGUUCUGCGUGUUCUAAAGUCCUCCAGGUGUCACACGGGUAGGCACAUUCUGAAGGCGGUAUUAGAUGCGUCAUGCGACAGCUCGAUCAUCAUCAAAGACAUCGGUGGCGGUAAUCCCUCAAUCUCCCAAAAUUGCGAGGCAGUUAUCACUGAUCCGGAAUUGAUCAAGGGAGCACUUACCGCGUGGAGAGCGUGGGCGAAACGCGAUACGUUGAAUUUGCUGCUGCAAGCAUUGUUACUUUUACUGAGAGAUCAGCAUUCACAGCGCGAAUUUAAUGCAUCUCAAUUGAACAGAGUCGGUAUCGUGGAUACGAUUCUUACCUUGUGCAAGGAACACUUCAUGUACGAAAUUCACGAAGAAAUGAGCGCUGUGUUGGAUUCGAGUACCGGAACUGCCAUUGUAGAACUCAUACGUGCCUUGAUGGGUGCACCACCCGAAUUUGCUCACUUGGUUGCCAUCACUGACUAUUUAGUCCUCGUUCAUCAAGCCUCGGAAACUUACGUCACUCAUUCGCGGCACAAUAUCUAUUUUAUGUUACCGCAACUCAGGGAGAAAAAGACGAGCGAUAAUGUAGCCAUUAUUUCCUCCGACGACUCGACAGGCAUGAUGGAAAGUAGCAAGCUGAAUAAGGCAUUGACGAAUGAACAGAUUCAGAAAACUCGAAGUCCCAAAAAGAAAGACCGUAAAAGUGCGCCGUUGACAGAUAAUACUAGUAACGAAGAUUCCGGAAUUGCAGCUAGUGACGGAUCCAAUGCUCAGAGCAAUGGAACACAAUCAACGUGCGCGAAUGAAAGAAGAGCUUGCCAAGGCUUAGUCUGCGAGGGACUUUUAUUGCUACUGAGGGACGCAGUAAGAGUUUUACCGGAUUGUCAAGUUGGAUCAGUACUGAAGCACGUUUUAAGAGCCGAACUGUUAUUAGUUUUAGCCAAUGAUCCCGAUACUCGAGUUCGAACGGCAUUGAUCAAGGUGGUACAAACCUAUCUACACCGUGCUAGCGAUGAGGAAGUUAAUAAAUUUAUAAAACAAAAGUAUUUCAUGCAUCUAGGAAAUCAGAUAGCUUUAUAUCCCGGAAGCGAACCGCUGGUUGUUGCUUUAGAAAACUUAGCCUUGCGAGGUCCAACUCUGGCGGCAAUGCCGCCGUUAAUGGCGAUGAUGGCAAAAGCCGCAAGCUCUGAUCCAAACGUUGCCAGGCCAAUAAUAUCGUUUGUAACUGACGUGAUAGCAAAGAAUAUAAAUGCACUAAAGAUACUUCUAGAGCAAGGUUUAAUCGAAUCAUUGGCGCAAGCUUUGAUCGGUGCUGCGCAUAAAGGUAACUCGAUGUCCCUUCAUCGAGAUAUUCAUGUAUUGCUCGUGGCAAUCGCCACCAAGCUUCUCGAAUUGCCAGGCAGUCAUCAGAUGCAGGCGGUAUUAGAUCUGCACGUGAUACUCGAUUACGUGGAACUAUCGGAGAAGUUGCAAUGUCGCGCGAGUUCGAUUUGCGCGGCCAUAAGAGAUGCGCAAGUUGCAUUAUUUGACGGAGAAUUGGACGUGCUUACGACUAAAAUGUCAAAUUCUUCCGGAUUUCGUCUACGCAGUACGGCUUCUUAUCUGGCUUCGGCUUCUUACUUUACUUCAGUUCUCACAACGUCCAGUGAUCAGAGUGAUCAUGGAUCUCGUUCAUCUAGCUAUACAAGCUUACAUACGAGCUCGUCCUCAGCACUGCGCGAACCUGGCAAAGGAGAACUGAACGAUCGUUUUCGUAUCAUCGUGACACGUGCGGUUGAAUUUAUAACGACGAUUGAUGUGUCGCCAUCAGUCAACGAAUUGCAGUUAACGAAGAGAUUGUUCUCUAUUCUUCUGCACGGUCUAUGCAGUCCAUUGGAGAGGAAAAAUCACUGGAGCAGCGCGUGGUCAGUCAGACCAGCUUUGAGAAAGUAUACGGCCAGAAUUAUGAUCUGGCUGUUGGAACCACAUCAGAGUAUCAAUACGAGAGUGUACGCCAUCAGAUCUCUAAUGGAAGAAGCGAGAGCCCGCGAAAUCCUAUCAUGCAUUUUAGAAGUUCAUCCACAGAUGGAGCAAAAGUUCACUGUAUUCUUCUGGGACUUGUUGCAAAAACGGGACGAGAUGCCGAGCGCCGAUGCCAGAAUAUGUGUGGAGCUAAGAGAAGCCUUGAGUGUGUGGAAUCUCGCAAAAGGAAUAGAACAAGCAAGUCCUGAAGUGUGGAACGACGAAUUAGCUUUGUUACGUCGAGAUCUGCUUCUAGAUCGAGAUAUUUGUAUCGACAAUUAUCCCGCAGUUCUAAGAAUCGGUAAGAGAUUCGAUGCAUUGGCGAAGCAGUUAAUCGAAAGCGCCAUGACUAUAACGCGAUCAGUUGUGGAGGAACAAAAUCGUGAGCGAAAGGUGUUGAUGGAACAGCUGAAACACACCCGGGCGUUAGAAGCUCAAGCAGUAGCCAGAUGGAGGGAUAUAGCCAAACGAUUAACACACGAACGGGCGCCCUGGCACUUUCCCGAAAACUACCCGAGAAGUUGGGAAUUAGAUCCAACCGAAGGUCCUGCGAGAAUCAGAAUGAGACUUCAGAGAUGUCACUUGAGUAUUGAUAAAAGAUUCUUUUUGCCUGAACAUCAGGAUAAACUAGCAUCUUCCAAUAUCGAAGCACCGUUAUCGUAUUUAUUUACGAACGCUCGCGAAGACACCAAUACUGCGGCUUUGAUCGAACGGUUACACACGAGCGAGAAAAUACGCAAGAUGUCUCAGGCGAAAGUUGUCACACCUGGUGCCGAAUUAGCCGGAGAAGUUCUUAUUGGCGAGACGUGUGUGUAUUUCGUUCCGGAUAACCCCGAUGUGCCAUUACAUACAGACAUAGCAUUGGGUGGUUUCGAUUUGGCUAUGGCCGGCGGUACUGCUUGGCGUCUCGAGGAUAUUCGCGAAUUACAUAGAAGAAGAUAUCAACUACAAGAGAGAGCCAUCGAGAUUUUUCUCAUUACGGGCAGAACAUACUUGUUGGCCUUCAAUUCGUCCAAGGAAAGGGACGAAUUUGCGACGGAGCUGUCCACUUGCAACUUACCCAGGCGAAUCCCAGGUGAUGACUUGGGAGAGGCUCUAGCCUUGUGGAGGAGCGGCGCGCUCACUAAUUGGGAAUACAUAACUUGCUUGAAUAAACUGGCGGGCCGUUCGUAUAACGACUUGAUGCAGUAUCCCGUGUUUCCGUUCGUUUUGGCGGACUACAUCAGCGAGAAGAUUGAUCUGAAUAAUCCAAAAAUUUAUCGAAAUUUUAAACGACCGAUGGCUGUCCAAGAUAAAAAGAAUGAGCAGCAUUACAUAAAUAAUUAUAAUUACUUGAAGCAAACUUUAACAGAAGGAUUGAACCUAAUUGCCUUAAAUCAAAGACCAUUUCAUUAUGGAUCUCAUUAUAGUAAUUCUGGAACUGUGUUACACUUCUUGGUACGACUUCCACCAUUCACUAGCAUGUUCCUGUGUUAUCAAGACAAUAAUUUUGAUCUCCCUGACCGAACGUUUCAUGCGUUAGCUACCACAUGGAGAUUAACUAGUUGCGAUUCAACAACAGAUGUGAAGGAAUUAAUACCGGAAUUUUUUUAUUUACCUGAAUUUUUAUUAAAUUUUGAAGGAUUCAACUUUGGUGUUCGACAAGAUGGUAACAAAGUUGGAAAUGUAGAAUUACCGAAAUGGUGCAGCGGCGACGCGCGUUUAUUUAUAUUGGCACACAGAGCCGCGCUAGAGUCGGAUAUUGUGAGGGAAGUAUUGCCGUAUUGGAUCGAUCUGGUCUUUGGCUUCAGACAAACAGGAAGACCAGCGGUAGAAGCUAUAAAUGUUUUUCAUCCCGCUACAUAUUACGGAUUCGAUGUAGAGCAGAUAGCUGAUCCCUUGGAGCGUCAGGCUUGGGAAACUAUGGUGCGAACUUACGGUCAAACGCCUGCACAGUUGUUCAGAGCGGCUCAUCCGUUGAUUCAAAAUCUCGGCAAUAUUACACUUUCUAAUCAGACACCGCAAGUUAUCGAAGGAAUCAGUGGUAUAAAAUGGGGAAAUUACGUGGGCGCACCCGGCAAUGAACCUGUAUUAUGUUGGAAGCUGAAACAUAAAACUCCACUAGCUUUUCUAGUUCCUCUGGCAACUGGCGACGUUUUUGGUUUGCCUAAUUACACCACACUUCUUUUGGGAUAUACCAAAGAGAAAGGUAGCAGUAUGUUAAGCGGCAUGUCUGUAUUGGGCGCCGCGUUAGCGUCAUGGAGCGGAACAGAUGGAAUUGCUAGAUUAAAAUGUAAGAAAGAACAACCACCAAGGCCUUUAAUUAAAUCCUCAGGCCUUGAUCCCAUUACGAUAAUGAGAUCUGCUCCCGACUGCGGACAACUUUGGAUUGGACAUUUAUCAGGCAGAAUCACAGUACAUACGUACACUAUCGGAGCUACGGGCAAAAUCGAUUUCAAUCCAGUAUCUGCAACGGUGCUUCUAGCUCACAGAAGCCGAGUGACAGUGAUAUCUCUAUCACGUGCGUUUAGCAUUGCCUGUUCCGGCGAUGGCAGUGGCGUCAUUGUUAUAUGGGAUUUGAAUAGCUUAACGUACGUGAGAUCGAUAGUCUGUGAUCAAGAGUAUGCUAUACAUCUUCUGUGUAUCAGCGAAACACUCGGGGAUAUAGCAGUUACUUACGAGAUUCCUAGAUCAGGUCAGAACACCGAUCAAUCCGAACUGAGAGUCUACACUAUAAACGCGACGGCUGUGGGUUCCGUUUUAUCCAGAAGACGUAUAACGGCGCUUUGCUACAGUAACGCGCCAGAAGGUGUUUCUGUUAAUGUUAUUGCAACUGGAUUAGACAAUGGAAUAAUAAGAUUAUGGAGCAGUUGGGACUUGCAGUUGGUUAGAGAAUUUUCGAAUUUGAUGAAGAAUUGUGGUGCAAUAAUCGCUGUGGCAUGGUCCCUGGAUCAGCAUCAUUUAUACGCGGUGACGGAAGAUUCCACUGCCUUUAUAUGGGAGGGAUCUAAGUGUCUUAACAAUGGUACACCAAAGUUUGUCAACUUAACAUCUUUCUGAUUUAUAGAAUUGUUAUCCGAACAGUUUAAUACUGACACGACGUAAUGGGUUAUGAAAUAUGAAAGUAACUUAUACACAUAAAGAGAAAACGAGAAAACAUGGAUUCAUAAAAAUUGAUGUUAUUUUAUGUUAUUCUUUAUAUUGCAU
Molecule: messenger RNA, 11418 nt
Organism: Linepithema humile (Argentine ant)
Lineage: Eukaryota; Metazoa; Arthropoda; Insecta; Hymenoptera; Formicidae
Source: RefSeq, a predicted model, not a curated record